Messenger RNA from Lodderomyces oxycetoniae, 1347 nucleotides. It is a transcript of the gene PHO114, whose product is annotated as Pho114p. The transcript has a single exon. The coding region runs from base 1 to 1347 and encodes 448 amino acids. Lineage: Eukaryota; Fungi; Ascomycota; Pichiomycetes; Serinales; Debaryomycetaceae. Gene Ontology annotation, cellular component: fungal-type cell wall. The record is from RefSeq and is a predicted model, not a curated record. Gene Ontology annotation, molecular function: acid phosphatase activity.
AUGGUUUCGAUCAACCCGAGUUUAUUGCUUGUAGGACAGUCUGUCUUUCAGGAUGUAGCUACCCCACAACAAGCUUCAAUUGAGCAAUUUAACAUCAUCAAUUUCUUAGGUGGGAGUGCCCCUUAUAAACAGAGAUCGGGUUAUGGAAUCAGCACAGAUGUGCCCAACACGUGCACCAUAGAGCAAGUGCAAAUGAUUUCAAGACAUGGAGAGAGAUUUCCGUCAAAGGGUGAUGGUGCUUACUUUGACGGAGUAAUGAGUGUGUUUAAGGAGUAUGGAAGAGAGUUUAAAGGUGACUUGGAGUUCCUCAAUACAUACGAAUAUUUUGUUACUAAUCCGGAAUAUUAUGAGAAGGAGACUAGUCCGCUGAAUUCUCAGGGACCAUAUGCAGGGACCACCAACGCCAUUAGGCAUGGCACAUACUUUCGCGAAAGGUAUAACCACUUAUUCAAUGAAACAUUUCCAAUCUUCACAACAAACUCGGGCCGUUGCUAUCAAACUGCUGAGUACUUUGCAAUGGGAGCCUUUGGUGACGUUGACAAUGUCACCUAUAUUGUCAUUGAUGAGGAUGGAAAAAUGGGUGCAAAUUCUCUUACGCCUAGAUAUGGAUGUAGAAACUUGGACAACAAUGCUAACGAGCAAUUGCUCAAUCAAUAUGACAAAUCGUAUUUGCAAGAAAUACUUGACAGGUGGAAACAUGAUAACCCGGGUCUCAACUUAACCACAGGCCAAGUGUCUUCCUUAUUUCUUUGGUGCGCAUUUGAGAUAAACGUGCGUGGAUCCUCCCCAUUUUGCAAUCUCUUCACCAAUGAUGAAUUUAUCAAAAGUGGAUACAGAAAUGAUUUGGUCAAUUACUAUCAAAUUGGACAAGGAAACAACUUGAGCACCACUGUUGGCUCUCCCAUGGUGGAAGCUUCCCUUAAGCUAUUACAAGAGGACUCCAAAGUAUGGAUUAUGUUUACUCACGACACUGAUAUGGAAUUCUUUUUUUCUUCCAUGGGAUUGAUUAAUCCCGAAAAUCCUUUACCCAUCGAUCAUGUACCUUUUCCUAACACUUAUAAUGCCGCAGAACAAUUUCCUCAAGGUGGAAGAACCUACAUAGAGAAAUUGAAGUGUGGAGACAAAAGUUAUGUUAGAUUCAUAAUGAAUGACGCAGUGAUUCCCUUCCCCAGCUGCACUGAUGGUAUUGCAUUUACGUGUGCUCUAGACAAAUUUGUUGACAUUGUGAACUCAAGGUUGGAAAAUGUUUCCUACGCAAAUCAGUGUAACUCACAGGGACCAUCCAAUUUAACUUUCUUCUGGGACUACAACGAAAAAAACUAUGAUGCACCAUUGAUAGACCAGUGA